Rhodamnia argentea is the source of this 1758-nucleotide messenger RNA. RefSeq lists its product as uncharacterized. The record is from RefSeq and is a predicted model, not a curated record. The transcript has a single exon. NCBI's taxonomy places the organism in Eukaryota, Viridiplantae, Streptophyta, Magnoliopsida, Myrtales, Myrtaceae. Bases 1 to 1758 code for a protein of 585 amino acids.
AUGCCGCUAGAGGAUGUUGUCAUUACUGGCACUAGCUCGGGUGCCCCAUCACCAGCUCUCAUCUCCCAAGCCAGCCCUGUGACUAUGGGACCAUCCGGUGAAAUGGCCAAGUUAUUGGCCCAAAUGGAGCAAAGGAUCCGAGAAGUAGAAGGUACCCACAACAUUCCCCAGGUUGAUUUCUCCGCGUUCUCGAAGGUCAAUGUGCCCGAGAAGUUUAAAAUGCCCGACUUCGAAAAGUACGACGGCACUUCCAACCCAGUGCAACAUGUCCAGAUGUACCAAGCUAGGAUGAGCAAGUAUGUGGCUAACGGCCCUCUGAUGAUUCAGACUUUCCAGGCCGGUCCGAAAGAUGCAGCUAUGAGAUGGUACACGGACUAUGAAAUCUACAGCAUGGAGAACUGGGAGAAGGUGGCUAAUGCUUUUAUUAAGCAUUUUAGUUUCAACUUGGAUGUUCUCAUUUCUAGGGAAGAUCUAGAACAGGCAGAGAUGAAGAAAGGCGAGACGAUUAAACAAUACGCCACUAGGUGGAGGAAUGUGGCAUCUCGGCUGAAGCCGGUACCCCCCGAGCGAGAGCUCAUGAAAUUGUUUGUCUCCACUUUACCUCGGACGAUGCGAUCACGAAUCCUUGGAUCUGCUGCGACGUCAUUUAGUCACCUCAUUGCAAUGGCUGAGGAGAUUGAGAGCGGCAUGAAGAAAGGUUGGUACGGAGAUGUUGCCACUAGUACCAAGAGAUUCACGGCAAAGAAAGACAAAGAGCCUGUCUCACGAGUUAACAUGACCUAUGCCCAGAAACCCAUGGCGCAGGUGCCGGUCGUGCGGAUCCCUAACCAACAGCGGGGCAACUUUAGUGCACAACGGCAAAAAGGAAAUUUACGUCCUCCUCGGCAAUUUACUCCUCUACACGGGACCCCGUCACGAGUGCUUGCGGUCUUACGUAAGAAAGGGCUUCUGACUUCCGAACCUCUACGACUUGGUAACACGAACUCACCAAGGUAUGACCCGUCAAAGAAGUGUGACUACCAUUGUGGUGAGCCUGGACAUGAUGCAGAUGGUUGUUAUGUGUUGAAACACCGCAUUCAAGACUUGCUCGAUUCCAAAGCAUUUUCAUUUCAAGACAAUAGUCAGCCAAAUACCAAGAAUAAUCCUUUGCCGGAUCACUCAGGCAAGGUUAAUGCUGUCUUUAGUUCCGAAGGCGGACGAAGAGGUGUUUUUAAGAUCCGGGUGGUUGACAUUUUCAAUGCUCUGGUUAGAGCAGGUUAUUAUCGAGUUGGAGAAAUAGUAUCGUUCGCCAAUUUGGAACAAAGAAUCUCAACUCUUAUGGAGAACGGGUUGAUAGUCCGGGCAAAUCAAACCGAGGUAGUAGCCAUUGUAUCUCAUAUUGUAAUUGAUUGGGAUCAAGAAUUUGCUGCUUUGGCUCUAUCUCAAUCUGAAUCUUCUCCGAAGGUUAAAGCAGUAGAAGCUGACGUGGCUAGUCUAAUUAAGAGUGAUCCGGAGUUAGCUGAUAUGCCCGCCUUAGAGGACGCAAUAGAUGAUGAACUCGGAAUUGUUAUACCCGAGACUCUGGUGAUUACUUCCCCCCAGCCUUUUCCUUAUAAAGAUGGCAAGGCGGUUCCUUGGUCCUAUGACCUUGCCCCGAUAACAAGGUCCGGACGUACUUAUAAUGAUGAUCGGCCUGCCAAGCAAGUGGCUGAAAAGGAUGCAAAAGAGUUUUUGGCUGUGAUCAAGACAAGUGAGUACAACAUUGUUGAUCGAUUCUGA